This is a messenger RNA of Pistacia vera, 1006 nucleotides long. Its product is annotated as mavicyanin-like. The coding region runs from base 312 to 896 and encodes 194 amino acids. Lineage: Eukaryota; Viridiplantae; Streptophyta; Magnoliopsida; Sapindales; Anacardiaceae. Gene Ontology annotation, molecular function: electron transfer activity. The record is from RefSeq and is a predicted model, not a curated record. Gene Ontology annotation, cellular component: plasma membrane. The transcript is spliced from 2 exons.
UGCUAACUCCAUCCAACUGGCCCAUGUGCCAUUAUUAGCCAUAUAAUUUAUCUUUUUUCUUUUCUCAAUCUUAGCCCUUUAAAAUAAUGAUUUUCCCUCUCUAUCCAUGUCUUUGAUAACUGGGUCAGACUUGGUUAAACACAACUUGCUUAUUUUACUCUGAGAGGGCAUUCAGGUAAAUGAGCACUCAACUUGUCCCUGUUUCUGCAAUCUGUCUAUACAAUUAAAAUCCAAUAAGAUUUGGCCUUCAAGUGUCCUGACUCGCUCCUAAAUUUGAGAAAGGAAAGAGUUAGUUUGAGAGCAAAAGGAAGAUGGCCAAUCUUAGAAGCUGUAGAUUUCACUUAUUGUUUGCUUUUCAGUUUCUUUUGUUUGUACAAACCAAAGUGUUAUGUUAUCAGUACAAGGUUGGUGAUUUACAUGCUUGGGGAGUUCCCACUUCUGCAAAUCCAUUGGUCUACGCCAAGUGGUCCAAGUACAACAACCUCAGGAUUGGAGAUUCUCUCUUGUUUUUGUACCCACCAAGUCAAGAUUCAGUGAUUCAAGUCACUGAAUCAUCCUAUAAUUCAUGUAACAUUACUGAUCCAAUCCUGCACAUGAACAAUGGCAACUCUUUGUUUAAUGUAACUACAAAUGGGGAUUUUUACUUCACUAGUGGAGAGCCGGGGUAUUGUGCAAAGAAGCAGAAACUACAUAUAACUGUUGGGAAUGUGUCUGCUUACUCUCCUUCUUCCGAUCCCGGUGCAUUGCCUGACUCUGCACCAUCUUACCCUACUGUGUUUGGUCCAAUUCCACAGCCACCUUCUACUUCUUCUUCACCAUUGCAGCUAAGUUUUUCAGUCUUCUUAACAGCUGUUAUUGCAUCAACAGCAUCUGCAAUAUUCAGUGGCAUCAUGUGAAGCGCAUAACUAUUCAGAUUUCAGCUACUUUUCUGCUGUAAUUCUUCACAUUUUUUGCAUAUUACAGUUUUCUGUAUAAUUGGUUCUAUGAAUUUUGGCGUGUUGGUUCA